AUGAAUCCAUACGGUUAUCCAAACAACGGUUACCCUUACGGCUAUCCACCACCAGGUGCCCCAAUUUAUCCAACUACAACCACAACAUAUAUCACUCCAGUUGGUGUACCACCAGUAAUGGCACCUCCAAUGGUACCAACAACAACUGUUACUUAUGGUGUACCACCACCAGUAAUGGCACCUCCAAUGAUGGUACAACCUGGUUACCCAGUAGGUUAUGGUGUUCCACCCCCAAAUCCAUAUAAUUAUCCAACUGGUCCACAAAUCCCAGGUAUUAAUGGUUAUUCAAACAGAUCAAUUUCAGGUCAUAAAUUUAGAAGUGGAUUUAAAGUUCGUCAUGAAAACAGAUACCCAUUUUAA
This is a messenger RNA of Dictyostelium purpureum, 360 nucleotides long. RefSeq lists its product as uncharacterized. Bases 1 to 360 code for a protein of 119 amino acids. Lineage: Eukaryota; Evosea; Eumycetozoa; Dictyosteliales; Dictyosteliaceae. The transcript is spliced from 3 exons. The record is from RefSeq and is a predicted model, not a curated record.